Molecule: messenger RNA, 5143 nt
Organism: Momordica charantia (bitter melon)
Lineage: Eukaryota; Viridiplantae; Streptophyta; Magnoliopsida; Cucurbitales; Cucurbitaceae
Source: RefSeq, a predicted model, not a curated record
ACUGCCUGCAAAUAACGCGAAUCUCUCUCUCUUCCUUUCUCUCUCAUCCCAAUCGAAACCGAAACCGAACUGCGAUUGCGAACAAAUUUUUAAUCAUUCAUUCAUUCACAACAAAAGGGAUCCGAAAAAAACAACACGAAUCACACUAAUUUCAGACCCCAAUCCUGGUUACGCCUCAUCUUUUCCUCGCAUAUACCCGUGCAGGCGAGGAGUUUGGACCAGGAUUUCUGGAUUAGGGUUAGGGUUAGGGUUUGUUUUUGUCCUUUUAUCUACAUAGUGCGUGCAUGCGAGGGUCUGGAUCACAUGUAUGGCAGUGUUGUUAUCUGGAUAGUGUGGAAUUUGGGGCUUUGACCAUGGAGCGCGCCAGAGGUGGGUUAAUUCUUGGUUAUUGUUGGUGAUGACUAGAGACCGAUGUCUCCUGGGAAAGAAGAUGAUGGGUAGGGGUGCGGACGGAGGCUGUGGUACUGAGGAGAGGCCUUGCCCACUGUCUAGAGUGCCCAACAGAAUACCGUUGACCCAAACUCAAGCACAAGAGGAGAAGCUUUGUACUGUGAACAUUGAUUAUUACGCGCAGGCUCAAAAGGCGUUGUGCGAGCGCUCGCCAUUUGAUGUUGCGGAAGAGACUUCAGCUUCUUGUGUGCCUACUUUGCCCAGUAGGCUGGGGAGCUUUUUGGUUAGACAUUCGGAUGGUAAGAAACGGCAGCGGAAAUCGAAUUCCGGGGCAGACAAGAAGUCUUCUCGGCAAGGUGAAAGGUCGCGUGGCUCCAACAUUUGGGUUGAGACCGAGGAAUAUUUUAGAGACUUGGCGUUGCCUGAUGUAGACACUUUGCGUGCAGCGUCUUCCUUUAGCAGUUUAGUGGCUAGGAAGUGUUUUACAAUUCCGUCUUUGGGAAAUGUUCCAGAAGCAAAUGUAGGUGGCAGUGAGAAUGUUAGUGAUCAGAAUAUGGAUGGGGUCGUUGUUAAAGACGAGGUUGUGGAUGAUCGUUUGUGCUCGGAAAUGAGCAUGGCUGAAGCCAAUGGUUCACCUCCGGAAGACAAGGGUUGUUUGAAUUUGGAUUCUUCUCGCGGAUUAGAAUGGCUCUUAGGUUGUAGGAAUAAGGUGUCUUUAACUUCGGAGCGGCCUUCGAAGAAACGGAAGCUUCUAGGUGGCGACGCAGGGUUGGAAAAAGUUCUGAUUGCUUCUCCUUGCGAAGGAAAUUCAUCUCUAUGCCACUUUUGCUCGAAGGGUGAUACGGACAAAGGGUUAAAUCCGUUAAUCACUUGUAGUUGUUGUCAUGUGGUGGUUCACCAUAAGUGCUAUGGCAUAAGAGAAAAAGUUAUUGGAUCCUGGUUGUGUUCUUGGUGUAAGCAGAAGGAUAAAACCAAUGAUUCCACGAAGCCUUGUUUGCUCUGUCCCAAGCAGGGUGGUGCUCUGAAACCUGUACAUAAGAACGUCAACAGUGGAUUUUCUGUCGAAUUUGCUCAUUUGUUUUGUUGUCAGUGGAUGCCAGAGGUAUAUAUAGAGGACUUGACGCAGAUGGGGCCCGUUAUGAAUAUGGGAGGUAUAAAAGAAACUCGGAAGAAGUUAGUAUGUAACAUAUGCAAGGUCAAGUAUGGAGCCUGUCUUCGGUGCAGCCAUGGAACUUGCAGAACCUCCUUUCAUCCAAUUUGUGCAAGGGAGGCUAAACAUAGAAUGGAAGUCUGGGCAAAAUAUGGGUGUGAUAAUGUUGAGCUUCGAGCUUUCUGCUCAAAGCACUCAGAAACACGAGAUUUUAGGAGCAGUGGCCAAGUUCAAGACACUUCUGAAGCUGUUAACUGUAACUCAUAUGUGGUCAACCACCUUCCAGUGACAUUGUCAGUUAACAGACCGCAGAAAUUAGUUGGGAGAAGGAACAUUGAUAAUCUUUUACUCUGUAAGGAAGCUUCUGAUACGAACUCUGGAAAAUUGGGCGAUGGUGAAUUAGAAGAUAUAGGAUCCACGGAUCUAAGUUUAAAUGCUGAUUCUGUUGGUACACACAAGUCUACUAUCCAGGGGGUUGAGGAUGUCAACCCACUUGACUCCCUUAAAUUUGCAUCGAUUAUGAAAAAGUUGAUUGAUCAAGGAAAAGUCAAUGUUAAAGAUGUAGCCUCAGAAAUUGGCAUACCGCCUGAUCUAUUAAGUGCAAAACUUACAGUAAUGCCUGCUGACAACCUUGUCCCUGACUUGAAAUCUAAAAUUGUCAGAUGGCUAAAAAAUCAUGCUUAUAUUGGUGCCCUGCAAAAAAAUUUGAGAGUCAAACUUAAAUCGGCUGUUUUGUCCAAGGCUGUUGUUGGAGCUGCUGAUCGUUCUGACUCUUUAUCAGUUCCUGAAUCUGAAAAUUCAGAUCUUAUUGCUGAUAAAUUGGUUAAAACUCGACGAAAAACUAAAAGCAAUAUGAGCCAUCUGAAGAAUGAUGAAAUCAAAUGUUCAUCUGAAGAGACUUUAGGUGGUGGUCUAGCAAUGCAUAGUGAUUCCUUGGAUCAGCAAGAUAGUGAAGAACCGGGUGAUUCAAAUAAGGAAUGUAUCCAAGACUCUAGUGAAAAGCAUUUGAACGAGCAUGAUAAUUCUCGAGAUUCUUCUUCAAGGAUUUUCCCAAAUGAUGUAGGCAAUACAGUUAGACCCUUAAAUUGUAGCCUCACGGAAAGUGAUCGUUUAGAGGCUGCUGUUUCUGGCCACAAGUCUUCAAUAAGUGCAGCUCAUGGAAAUGCUGGAGAGGCCCCCAGUUCUUAUUUUCAUCCAUACGUUCAAGAGAAGGUGUCGCAUUUCUUGGAUGGAAGGCUUUUAAGUAACUACAUACUUGGAUCUAGUGAUUUGAUUGGGGGAGAGAUGUCACGUUGGCAAGCAUCCUCCAAUGCUGGCGUCUGCUGUGAUCAUGAAUACCAGGGUUUAGAGUGCAAUGACGUGGGUUGCCAAUCUGGUGGAUUUAAUCCGAAGCAGCUAGUCAAUAAAAAAAUAGCUGAAAUUAUGAAGUUGUCUCCAGAAGAUGAAAUUGAAGGAGAAAUUAUAUUUUAUCAGCAUAGAUUACUCGCAAAUGCAGUUUCAAGAAAGCAGUUCACUGAUCAUUUAAUCUGUAGUGUUGCUAAGAGUCUUCCUAAGGAGAUUGAUGAAGCAAGAAGUACGAGAUGGGAUGCUGUGCUCAUUAAUCAGUAUUUUAGUGAGCUUAGAGAAGCAAAGAAACAGGGUAAGAAAGAGAGAAGACAUAAGGAAGCACAGGCUGUACUAGCUGCUGCGACUGCUGCUGCUGCAGCCUCUUCUAGGAUGUCAUCAUUCAGGAAAGAUGUAUAUGAAGAAUCUACUCAUAGAGAGUUGAUGCCUCGUGCAAAAGAAACACUUACAAAGGUUGCUCUCCCAAAGACUUCAUUAGAGUCGGACUUCAGUAAAGAACAUGCUAGAUCCUGUGAUAUCUGCCGGCGGCCAGAGACAAUAUUAAAGCCAAUUUUAGUCUGCUCUAGUUGCAAGCAGGUUGCGGUACAUCUGGAUUGCUAUUGCGCUGUUAAAGAGUCCUCAGGUCCAUGGUGUUGUGAAUUAUGUGAAGAGUUAUCAUCAUCAAGAGGCUCUGGAGCUCCAGUUGUCAAUUUUUGGGAGAAAUCAUAUUUUGUUGCAGAAUGUGGUCUAUGUGGUGGCACCACAGGUGCAUUCAGGAAAUCAUCUGAUGGCCAGUGGGUCCAUGCCUUCUGUGCAGAGUGGGUCUUCGAAUCAACUUACAGAAGAGGACAAGCAAAUCCUGUGGUAGGAAUGGAGACGGUUUCAAAGGGGGUGGACUCUUGCUAUAUUUGUCACCGCAAACAUGGUGUCUGUUUGAAGUGCAAUUAUGGUCAUUGUCGGUCCACUUUUCAUCCUUCGUGCGCUAGAAGUGCUGGAUGUUACAUGACUGUAAAGACUUCUGGUGGUAAGUUGCAGCACAAGGCAUAUUGCGAAAAGCAUAGCUCAGAGCAGAGAGCAAAGGCUGAGAACCAAGCACAUGGAAUCGAGGAGUUGAAUAGAGUCAAGCAAAUUAGGGUUGAACUAGAGAGGCUACGCCUACUCUGUGAAAGAAUCAUCAAGCGUGAGAAGAUUAAGAGAGACCUGGUUCUUUGCUCACAUGAUGUCCUUGCUUUUAAAAGAGACCAUGUAGCCCGAUCCGUACUAGUUCAAACUCCUUUCUUCCUACCUGAAGUGAGUUCUGAAUCAGCAACCACAUCCUUAAAGGGGCAUGUGGAAGAUUUAAAAUCGUGCAGUGAAGCUGUGCAGAGAUCAGAUGAUUUAACUGUGGAUAUCACAGUUUCCAUCAAGCACUGGAAUAAAGUACCGUUGCCUUUGGACACCGAACAAAAGACUGACGACGACAGUUCCACAUCUCAAAACCUGUUCUCCAGAAAAUUUGCAGAGAGGGCUCAGUUUUCUGGGAAGCAAAUACCUCAGAGAUCUUCUACUACAUCACGUCAUCUUUUAGAUGUUGGAGGAUUGAGGUUCAAGUCCAGAAAGCAUGCCGAAACAUUUCAGAAAGAGCUAGUAAUGACGUCAGAUCAAGCAUCAAUGAAGAACUCUCUUUUGCCUAAGCAGUACCUGUAUGUUCCUGCUGAUGUCCUUGCCAAGGAGAAGCAAGUCAACCAGGAAACAGGUUCCGCCGAGCCACCGAAAUGCGACAGGUAGUCUGAGAAGGCAUUUCUUGUGUUUCAGAUUUCCAAAUUGGAGGCCAAACAUCCAUAUGCCUCAGGGACCCAUAUCCUGCUCAGAAACCGAGUCUGAGAGCGAGUGACAUGGUGAACGGAGAAGAGCAGGGGAAUGCUGGGAUAGACUCGGGCGGGGCGCCAGGUUUUGAGUUGGGCAUCGGAAGUUUUGGCAUGGCAGAUGUACAUUCAAUGUUGAGAGUAAUUGUACAGGUGGGUGGGAGCCAUGGUUAAACGUUGCAAUGGGGACAGAGUGAGUUUUCCACAUCUUUGAGAUUUGUUUUCCUGGUGGGUAAAGUCGAAUUUUUAGGUGUUAGCUAUUGUGUGUACGAGGAGUUGGGAGGGAAAAAAAGGAGAGAAUUGUUGCUGUGAUGCUGCUGCCACUGUAAAGUUGGUGUAUAAUUGAUACGCAAUCAAUCAUUCUGUCCAUCCUCUUGAAACCAACUCGACCCUCUCUUCUAAAUGGAACAAUAAUGCUCAACGCUCAUUUAUUAGA